Molecule: messenger RNA, 2208 nt
Organism: Ostreobium quekettii
Lineage: Eukaryota; Viridiplantae; Chlorophyta; Ulvophyceae; Bryopsidales; Ostreobiaceae
Source: the annotation of a GenBank genome assembly
AUGGCAAAUUUCGAAGAGGGCAGGGUCUAUUUCACUCAGACCCUUGGGACAGGCCAUCAUCAGCUUGACGAUGAGGAGGAAGAGGCGGGUGUGGCGAUUGAACGCGACCUCAAGGAAUUCAUUGCAUGUGCAGGAGACUACAGGCAGCAACUGGCCCGUGACGCCACCCUACUGGAGAUAGAUUUGGAUCGCUUUGAUGGAAGAAUGAAGGAGCAAAUUGUCAACAACCCCACAGAGUAUCUGCCACUGCUUGAGCGGGCAGCAUCGGCAAGGGCUGCUGAAUUCCAGCAGCUCAGCCAACAGGGCGACCUCCCCGAGGUACAAGUGGCCUUGAAGUGCUCCAAAAAGGAACCCAGGAUGUCAAUGUCCAUGAGGGCGAUCGGGGCUGACAGGAUUUCCAAACUGGUCCAUAUACCAGGGAUCAUCAUAGCAGCAUCCAAACCCAAGAGCAAGGCGACCUAUGUCACGAUCCAGUGCAAAGAUUGUAAGGCACAGCAGCGCCUGGCUGUGAAGCCAGGCAUGGGAGGGGUGAUACUGCCGCGGAGAUGCACCCUAAGUGACAACAACCCUGGCGCAGAGAGGUGCAGCAUGGACCCUUUUGUGGUGAUGUCAAACCAGAGCAAGUUUGUGGACCAGCAGACGCUCAAGCUGCAGGAACGCCCAGAAGAUGUGCCCACAGGGGAGAUGCCCCGAAACGUUAUUCUUAUCGUUGACAGGCACCUGGUGGACAGGGUCACUCCUGGAAUGCGCGUCAAUGCAGUGGGCAUUUUCAGCAUCUACCAGGCGCAUGGUGCGAAGGCCAAGCAAGACAGCCUGGGAAGUCUGACAGUUCGCCAGCCAUACAUCCGUGUGGUGGGCAUCAGUGAAGAUGAGCACAUGUCGCUACAUGGAAACAUCUCCAUUGCAGAUGAGGAGAGGAUUCAAUUCAUGCAGUUCGCUGCACUUCCUGAUGUCCAUGAAAAGAUCUUUGCCAUGGUGGCGCCUGAGAUUUUCGGCCACAAGAGCAUCAAGGAGGCAAUCGCCUGCCUCUUGUUUGGAGGCACAAGGAAGAAAAUGGUGGACAAUACAUUUCGAAGGGGGGACAUCAAUGUGCUGUUGCUGGGAGAUCCGUCGACGGCCAAGUCGCAGUUUUUGAAGUUUGCCUCAAAGGCGGCACCCAUCGCUGUGUACACAUCAGGGAAGGGGUCCAGUGCUGCAGGGCUGACAGCUGCAGUUGUUCGAGACCCACAGACACGAGAAUUCUAUCUUGAGGGAGGCGCCAUGGUUCUGGCAGAUAACGGCAUAGUCUGCAUUGACGAAUUCGAUAAGAUGCGCGUGGAGGACAGAGUUGCCAUUCAUGAGGCAAUGGAGCAACAGACGAUCUCCAUUGCCAAGGCAGGGAUAACAACGAUGCUGAAAGCCAGGACAUCGGUUUUGGCUGCAGCCAAUCCCCCAAGCGGAAGGUACGAUGACCUGAAGACGGCCCAGGAGAACAUCGACCUUCAGUCGACAAUUUUGUCGAGAUUCGACUUGAUUUUCAUUGUGAAGGACACCAGGAACGUGGAAAAGGACCGGCAGAUUGCGAGGCACGUGCUGGACGUCCAUCGAAUGGCGUCUAUGCAGAUCAACGACGACCGCGAGACGCCGCUCUUCAGCCCCAGCGUCAGCAAGCGUCAAGGCGCCGACACUCCGCAGAAUAUCGACUUCUUGAAGCGUUAUGCUCACUAUGCGAAGCGGCAUUGCACGCCUCAGAUGUCUGAGGAGGCAUCCCGGGUGCUGGAGGCUGAGUACGUUUCACUGAGAACUGAGGCCCGCCGCAUAGCUGAUUCAGGCCACGGGCUGGCGGUGCCGAUCACCAUGCGCCAGCUCGAGGCGAUCAUCCGCAUCAGCGAGUCGCUCGCCCGCAUGCAGCUGAGCGCCGUGGUGGACGUCCGCCACGUGCAGAAGGCGCUGGCGGUGUUCAAGGCCUCCACGAUGGAUGCCGCCAAGUCUGGCAUGAUGGACGGCUACGUUUUCACCGAACAACAGAGACUGGAGCUGCGCGCAGUGGAGAAUCAAAUACGGGAGAAGAUCCCCAGGCAUGCAUACAUGUCGGAGCGCCGGCUGCUGGACAUGAUGCACCGCAUAGGGGUGGACGCCAUGAUUGUGCAGCGUGCCAUCCUGUCGCUGGUGCAACAGUCCGAGCUGGACUACAUGUCACACCGCAAGGUGCUGAGGCGCAGGAAUUGA